Nanorana parkeri is the source of this 751-nucleotide messenger RNA. RefSeq lists its product as uncharacterized. NCBI's taxonomy places the organism in Eukaryota, Metazoa, Chordata, Amphibia, Anura, Dicroglossidae. The transcript has 2 exons. Bases 80 to 751 code for a protein of 223 amino acids. The record is from RefSeq and is a predicted model, not a curated record.
ACGAAGGAAUCCUGAUAACCCUCAUUGUAGCUCUGUGGCUUCCUCGUCUCACUUCCUUUUAUUGAUAUGAAAAGGGGAAAUGCAGUUUGCUGAGCGGUCACAUGAGCCGGAGCCGCGUUCCAGAGAUAAGAGGACGCAAUCAUCAGACCUGAAGAGACGGCUCAUCACAGCACCUGCCAUGGACUAUCUAUGGAGAAUCGUCCUCUUCUCUGUCCUCGUAGCAGGGAGUCACGGCGACACUCAAGCUGCCACACCAAGAUCGGCUACUGUGCAGAUUACAACUACGCCCCAGUGUGUCAAUUGUAAGACAACAACUACCACACACCGCACAACGAUACAUUCGACGCUUCAUACAAACCACACUACAGAUGCCCCAACAACGGCACACACCAAUCAUACAACCGAACCACCGACAACGGCACACACCAAUCACACGACCGAACCACCGACAACGGCACACACCAAUCAUACAACCGAACCAUCCCCGACACCACACACCAAUCAUACGACUGAGCCAUUGACAGCGGCACACACCAAUCACACGACUGCACUAACCACAAGUGCCCCUAGCAACCACACUUCUACCCCGCCCACUAACCAUACAACUCCACAUUCUACCACACCGUCCCCACCGUCCCCCGCAGAGUACUUCCUAAACGGCACCUCGGGAGUCUGUCUGAGGAUAAAGGCGGUCUUCAUUUUACAGAUCAACGGCACCGGUUUCAUCAAUGUAAGUUACCGCCGCUCAUAG